GCUUGAAAUUCAAAUGGUAAACAAAUCCAAACAGGAAUGCAAUUAACAUAAAUAAAAUGCAACAAUGCCUGAGACUUAACCCAGAGUUCAGGCCUGCGAGAAUAACUCAUGUAAUAAACCACACCCGAGUAGCAUUGAGGGCUGAGCCAGCGCAGUCAUUGAAAAAAGCGAACUAGAGGAGAGGCAGCAAAAGUGAAAGUUGGCCAGAGAGUAAAAUGCUGAAAAUUGUCUUAAUCAGUGGCAAACGCAAGUGUGGCAAGGAUUAUAUAUCCGAGAGGCUACAAAAGCGCCUAGCGAAUCGCGCACGAAUCGUGCGGAUCUCAGAGCCCAUCAAAUCGGAAUGGGCACGCAAGCUGCAGUUGGACCUCAGCGCAUUGCUCAGCGAUGGGCCCUACAAGGAGCAGUAUCGUCGGGACAUGAUCGUGUGGAGCGAUGAGAUGCGCACCAAGGAUUAUGGCUACUUUUGUCGUGCAGCCAUGGCGGAGGCACCCUUGGAUCAGACGCCUUACAUCAUAGUCAGCGAUGUGCGUCGCAAGAAUGACAUCAAAUGGUUUCGCGAGACCUAUGGCCAGGACAUGGUCCGUACUGUGCGUCUAACCUCCCGACCAGAGACGCGUCAGGCACGCGGCUGGACCUUCACCGAGGGCAUUGAUGAUGUUCCCUCCGAAUGUGAUCUGGAUGACUACGAUAGCUUUGACUUUGUUGUACCUAAUGAAGAUGAGAAUGAUCAGGGAUUUAUAGACCAGCUAGUGGAUAUGCUGCAGUUGAAGUAGUUGUGUGGAUAUUAAUAUUCUCAUUGCACUCGAAUAUGUAUUUUUGAUAUCAAAUGUAUUCUAAAAUGGUUAGGCUAGGUUAGGCUAACUUUUAUCUGCAUAUUGAGUUAAGAAACUAAUCACAAAUGCCUCUCUGGCCACUUUGAGCGGAACAAACUGUUUUUAUGACCAAUUUUUCGUCGCAAAUGCAAGACAUCCUUUUUGUCUGCCCA
Messenger RNA from Drosophila guanche, 985 nucleotides. Its product is annotated as probable phosphomevalonate kinase. The coding region runs from base 216 to 773 and encodes 185 amino acids. NCBI's taxonomy places the organism in Eukaryota, Metazoa, Arthropoda, Insecta, Diptera, Drosophilidae. The record is from RefSeq and is a predicted model, not a curated record. Gene Ontology annotation, molecular function: phosphomevalonate kinase activity. Gene Ontology annotation, biological process: isopentenyl diphosphate biosynthetic process, mevalonate pathway; cholesterol biosynthetic process. The transcript is spliced from 2 exons. Gene Ontology annotation, cellular component: cytoplasm.